This is a messenger RNA of Salvelinus namaycush (lake trout), 1210 nucleotides long. RefSeq lists its product as uncharacterized. Gene Ontology annotation, biological process: mitochondrial fusion. The coding region runs from base 191 to 1210 and encodes 339 amino acids. The record is from RefSeq and is a predicted model, not a curated record. The transcript is spliced from 14 exons. Lineage: Eukaryota; Metazoa; Chordata; Actinopteri; Salmoniformes; Salmonidae.
GAAUGCUGCUAUCAUCCUUGAGGAUGUGCCAGAUGUGCAGACUAUCCUUGAGGAGGCCACUGGCAAUUGGCAGUUGAUUCCGAUUAGGUUCAGCCCCCUGUACUGUGGGCCUGUUGUGAUCAGGAACAAUGCCGGUCCGGUGGUUAAAGCGUGGAGAACUUUCCAGUUCAUCAGCCCCAUCAUCACCUACAUGCGUGGGGGAUCCCAGCAGGUGGUGCUGAGGAUGCACCAUGUGAGUAGGGUGAGAGGCCUGGAGACUCAACUGGUGUGGGCCAUCUCCAAGGAGACAGCCAGGCUUAAUCCAGAGGGCAUCCCCUACUGUGCCACCAAAGUGCAGUCCAUCACUUGGAUCCAGCGUGUGGCUGGCAGGGUGACCCACUAUGCGUCUCACCUCCGCCACGAGACGUCUGUGGACGUGACGCUUGGCUGCUACCAGCAGACUGAUGUCUCAGUGGUGUACGCCACUCUCCACAUGGGGCUGGAUGGGCUUCUCUCCUCUUCAGCGUGGUCGGAGGCUGCCUCCUUCUCUACGCCCACCACUCAGCAGUUCUCUGACCCAGAGCCUGAGGGCCACAACUGCUAUGAGGGCUGGGAGGAGGACCUGCUGCCUGAGGAGAGGGAGGUUCCUCUGCUAAACCUCUACCUUACCACCAAGAGAGUGGAGGACAUCGCCCUGAGGCUCGUCUCCCUGCGCCAGGCCUUCACUACCCUGCUUGGUUCCACCCUGAGCAGGAACCAUCUGUUUGUGGCGGGAAAGGUCCUCCUGGGCGCACUGGUUCAGGCCAACCACAUGGACGAGGCCAAGUUCCUCCGUACCUAUAAGGACUUUGUGGACUACCUGAGUGACCCCUCCAAGCGGAAUGACAUUGAGAGGGAGCUGGCUGAGGCAAAGAUCCAUCAUGUGAACAUGAUAGAUGUCCUCUUUGAGCUGGUGCUGUUUGGGUUAAUGACAGCUCAGAAGUCCCUGAUGGUGCACCCUGGUGGGUUCGUGGAGCGUCUGUACGCUCUCCUGUACUCCUUCCUGCCCACUGCUGCCAAUAUGGAGCCAGAGGCUGACAGAUACCUGCUGCUGCUCAAUGAUUCUUGUGACACUUUGCCACCCAACAGGGAUCUAGACACCAAUGCACUACAUUACUUUGCACUGAAUUUUACAUUUUUAAAUAAAACAAGUUGGCGCGUGGGGGGCGACAGGGGGCCUGGCUGGCCCUGA